Peromyscus eremicus (cactus mouse) is the source of this 501-nucleotide messenger RNA. Its product is annotated as submaxillary gland androgen-regulated protein 3A-like. The transcript is spliced from 2 exons. The record is from RefSeq and is a predicted model, not a curated record. Gene Ontology annotation, molecular function: endopeptidase inhibitor activity. The coding region runs from base 1 to 501 and encodes 166 amino acids. NCBI's taxonomy places the organism in Eukaryota, Metazoa, Chordata, Mammalia, Rodentia, Cricetidae. Gene Ontology annotation, biological process: regulation of sensory perception of pain.
AUGAAACCACUGUAUUUAGUCUUGGGCCUUUGGAUUCUUGGAGGAUGUUUCCUGUCUGGUGAGUGUCACAGAGGCCCCGGAGGACGGCAUGAUCCUAGAGGACCACCACCUCCUCCUCCCCGUCCCUUUGGUCCAGGAUUUGGUAGACCACCUCCUCCUCCUCCCUUUGGUCCAGGAUUUGGUGGACCACCUCCUCCUCCCUUUGGUCCAGGAUUUGGUGGACCACCUCCUCCUCCCUUUGGUCCUGGAUUUGGUAGACCACCCCCUCCUCCCUUUGGUCCUGGAUUUGGUAGACCACCCCCUCCUCCUCCCUUUGGGCCAUAUCCACCUGCACAACCCAGACCUCCAACCAAUCCUCCUCUCACUCCACCUCCUCCCCCAAUACAAGCAAAUAUAACACCUAGUGCCAAUAUAUCCUUAACUACGGCUGCUGCCUCAAAUGCCACUGAUGAUUUUCUGAGCUGGUGGCAAAGAUUAAUUUCUGCUUGGCAGCAAGGAUGA